ACCCGCGAAGGGACGGUGGUGGGAAUUGGGGAAAGUCGGGCCGAUCGGGUGUCUUCAUUCAAGCGACGGUACAGAAGAAGAACGAAACGAAGUGAGAGGCCGGGGGUCGGGGAAAAGAGUCGAGUCGAUCAGUCUCGACGAUCGGAAGAAGCAAAACGAAAGAAGGAUUUGGCCGAAAAAGAAGCAAGGCUAUGGAUACCAUGACCGAUCACCAUCGAUAAAGAAUCAUCUUUCGUCAUCACUUCGGGUCAGCGGGGCCUUCAAGCAUACUCAAAUCAAAUCCAGGAUCCGGGCUUUCAAAAGAAGGAAGUUAUUCUUGUUCUUUUGCCCAAAGAAGUCCCGCUUCUCCGGCUGGACGAGUCAUCUACAACAAAGGACCCGCCCCGCAGUGCGCUCUUCCUUGAAUUAUUCGGUCAUGCAAUACUUAUUGAAUACAAAGAACAAAAUGCAUUUCGACCCUGUCUCCGUUCUCAAUCAUUUCGUGGCUGAACCAUCUACGAUAGGGGGAGCUAAUGCACAGGAAAGAAGUGACGAUAAGAGAAUACGUUCUCGCAUCGCUUUUUUUGUAGAAAGCUCGACCAGCGAGAAAAAGUGUUUGGCCGAAGCCAAAAAGAGGUUGACCCACUUCAUUCGCCAAGCGAAUGAUCUUCGCUUCGCGGGAACAAGAAAAACAACCAUCUCGCUCUUUCCUUUCUUCGAUGUAGUAGGGGUUGCAAACCGGACGGUACACAACUUGGUUUUGGAAGAUAUGGAACUCAAAGUUGUAGAGCAGGUCGUCUUUCAUAUCGAGCCAUUGAAGCAGCGCGUCGGGCUAUAA
Molecule: messenger RNA, 817 nt
Organism: Striga hermonthica
Lineage: Eukaryota; Viridiplantae; Streptophyta; Magnoliopsida; Lamiales; Orobanchaceae
Source: the annotation of a GenBank genome assembly